AUGGAUAAGAACUUUCAUGACGAGCAGUGUAGAGGAACUGUAACAUUUACACCUCCAUUGUACAAACAACGCUACCAGUUCAUUAAGGAUUUAGUGGGGAAAUACAAACCUAAGAAGGUGGCAGAUCUAGGAUGUGCUGACUGCACACUUCUCUGGAUGCUGAAAUUCUGCCAUUGUAUUGAAGUGUUAGCUGGGCUAGAUAUCUGCGAACGAGUAAUGAGAGAAAACAUGUAUAGAUUGUCUCCUCUUCCUGGUGAUUAUUUGCAACCAACUGAAAGAUCCCUAACUAUUACUUUGCAUCAUGGUUCAGUUGCCCAUAAAGAUCCUUGCAUGCUUGGUUUUGACUUGGUAACAUGUAUAGAACUAAUAGAGCACCUGGAAGAAUCAGAACUCAAGAAAUUUCCUGAAGUAGUGUUUGGUUUCAUGGCUCCAAGCAUAGUUGUCAUCAGUACUCCAAAUUCUGGAUUUAACCCUUUGCUUCCAGGAGUGACAUUAUUCAGGGAUCCAGACCACAAAUUUGAAUGGAACAGAGUGCAGUUUCAAAGCUGGGCUCUAGAGACUGCUAGUCGCUAUGAUUAUUCAGUGGAAUUUACUGGCUUAGGGCACCCACCAACAGGAAUGGAGAAUGUUGGGUUUUGUACCCAAAUAGGUGUGUUUGUUAGAAAAUAUCCUCAAACUAGCGGAUCUGCUCAUCCUGAGAAACCCACUGAAGCAGUUUACAAAACGGUCUUCAAAGCAGUGUAUCCAAGUCUUAAAGAUGAGAAGUACCUGCAGAAUGCAGUAGUCAGUGAAGUUUUUUUCACAGCACAAAUCAUUAAGCAAAGUCUGCUGGACCAUUUAAUAUCAGAAUGUGAAGAGUAUAAUGAUGAUCCUACUGAGAGAAAAUCCAAAUUCCAACUUUCAAUGAAGUUUCUUUCAGAAGAUCUCAGAAAACUGGUUGUUGAAAAAAACAUGGAACCAUUUGUGAAUAAAAAUGUGCUUUAUAUACCUCUUAAAACAAUAUUUUCUUUUCCCAAAGUGAAUAAACUUUGUGGUACCUUUGACAGAUUUUGCAAGCUUAUAGCUGGUAAGGUCACACUGAGCAGUGAUGGUUCUGCUGUGAUAUUCAAUAAUGAAAAUGAAAAUGAAGAUAAUUAG
Chaetura pelagica (chimney swift) is the source of this 1137-nucleotide messenger RNA. RefSeq names its product HEN1 methyltransferase homolog 1 (Arabidopsis) (gene HENMT1). Gene Ontology annotation, biological process: RNA methylation; siRNA processing; piRNA processing. Gene Ontology annotation, molecular function: O-methyltransferase activity; RNA methyltransferase activity. NCBI's taxonomy places the organism in Eukaryota, Metazoa, Chordata, Aves, Apodiformes, Apodidae. The transcript is spliced from 6 exons. The record is from RefSeq and is a predicted model, not a curated record. Gene Ontology annotation, cellular component: cytoplasm; nucleus. Bases 1 to 1137 code for a protein of 378 amino acids.